Mangifera indica (mango) is the source of this 966-nucleotide messenger RNA. Its product is annotated as NADPH-dependent 1-acyldihydroxyacetone phosphate reductase-like. The record is from RefSeq and is a predicted model, not a curated record. The coding region runs from base 12 to 848 and encodes 278 amino acids. The transcript has 3 exons. Gene Ontology annotation, cellular component: endoplasmic reticulum. NCBI's taxonomy places the organism in Eukaryota, Viridiplantae, Streptophyta, Magnoliopsida, Sapindales, Anacardiaceae.
AACCCAUUUCAAUGGAGCUUCAAGAUGAGAAGCCAGUUGUGUUAAUCACCGGCUGUUCUCAGGGCGGAAUAGGCCAUGCAUUGGCUUGCGAGUUUGCUUCAAAACAAUGCCAUGUUGUAGCCACAAGUAGGAAAAAAAGAACCAUGCAAGAUCUUGAACAAGAUCCCAGGUUCUUUCUGCAGGAACUUGAUGUAUGUUCAGAUGAAAGUGUGAAGAACUGUGUGAAAAAUGUAGUUGCAAAGUUCGGAAGAAUUGAUGUAUUGGUUAACAAUGCUGGAGUUCCAUGUAUUGGCCCUCUGGUUGAGCUUCCAUUAUCAGCAAUGGAGCUAGGUUUCAAUACAAAUGUUUAUGGUCCUGUAAGAAUGGUUCAAGCUGUUUUUCCUCACAUGGCAUCUAAAAAGAAGGGAAAGAUUGUGAACAUGGGAAGUGCUAGUGCAUACCUCCCUGCACCCUGGAAUGGUGUUUAUGUUGCAAAUAAAUGUGCUCUUCAUUCACUCACUGAUACUUUGAGAUUAGAACUAGGUCAUUUUGGAAUUGAAGUGGUCAAUGUUGUCCCUGGGGCAAUAACAUCCAACAUAGGGAAGUCUUGCAUUUCUAGCUACAACCAAAGGCCUGAAUGGAAGCUAUACAAGCCAUUUGAAGAAAUCAUUCAAGAGAGAGCAUAUUUUUACAGAACAUUAAAGAGGAUCCCUGCAGAAGUGUUUGCCAAGGAUAUGGUGGCGGCGGUGAUGAAGAAGAACCCCCCAGCUUGGUUCUCCUCUGGUCCUUACUCCACCCUCAUGGCAAUCUUGUACCAUAUGCCUGUCUUUGUUCAAGAUUUUAUUGUAAAGAAAACAGUGAAAUGCUGAGUUCAUUGUUGCUUGUUAGGUUCAUGCCUUUCUUCUUGAAAGCUUGCAGAAUGACACUCAUUUAUAUGGUCCAUGUCCAUCAAAUGAAAUAAUAUCCCUGCGUUUACAUGUGUCAAAA